This is a messenger RNA of Maniola jurtina (meadow brown), 3124 nucleotides long. RefSeq names its product UDP-glucose 4-epimerase (gene Gale). The coding region runs from base 576 to 1640 and encodes 354 amino acids. Gene Ontology annotation, biological process: beta-D-galactose catabolic process via UDP-galactose, Leloir pathway; regulation of transcription by RNA polymerase II. Gene Ontology annotation, cellular component: cytosol. Lineage: Eukaryota; Metazoa; Arthropoda; Insecta; Lepidoptera; Nymphalidae. The record is from RefSeq and is a predicted model, not a curated record. Gene Ontology annotation, molecular function: DNA-binding transcription factor activity; UDP-glucose 4-epimerase activity; RNA polymerase II cis-regulatory region sequence-specific DNA binding. The transcript has 9 exons.
UUCUGUGGUUUGUUUACAUUACAAUUGAUUUCCAUCGAUUUCCAUUUUACUGUUUCCACAUAAUAUUCUCUUUGCAAAGAGUAUGUAAUCACUACGUUGUGUUUGGAUUUCCAUUCCAUUUGCCCCGUAGGCAUGGUAGGUGAUUUUAUCUGACUGAUUAUAUUCUCUUUAUUUCCUGUCGAUCUCAUGCAUAAAAGAUGUAUUUUUCUUAAUAUGUACGGUUUUAAAUUUUUCUCUCCAUUUAAAGUACAUUAUUUUCGUCGAGAUCAAAUCGUUUCAUUAUUUUUUUGCUAAAUGACGAUGAAAAUUGAAUAGUUCAACUCAGUCAGCGAUAUAAUUGGAAUAUUCAACAACUUCAACAAUUGGAUAAUAUGUUUUCUAUGUAGAGAAUGUAAUGUAUAAACAAACCGUAAAGACAGAUAAUACACGUGAAUACUGCGGAGUAUCUACUAUGAGUGGAAAAAUUUAACCGAUGGGCAGCAGGUUUUGGAACUGCGCGGGAUACCGUCUUGCAGUCCACACGCACGCACUUAACUGCGCAAACUGGUUUGUGCAGGCAAGCUCUCAGAACAAUCAUGGCACCGGCGAUAUUAGUGACGGGUGGCGCGGGUUACGUCGGCUCACACACGGUCAUGGCGCUGCUAGAGCGGGAAGACACCACGCACGAGAUUGUGGUGGUCGACAACCUCAUCAACGCUUAUAGAGCUGAUGGCGAAAAGAAACCAGAGCCACUAAAGAGGAUAGAAGAAAUGACAGGCAGAAAGAUUCACUUUUAUGACGUGGACAUCAGAGAUCGCGAGGGACUGAAUAGAAUUUUCGAAAAUCACAGCAUAGACUGCGUGAUCCACUUCGCAGCGCUCAAAGCGGUGGGCGAGUCCGUUCAGAAGCCGCUGGAGUACUACCAGGCCAACAUAGCGGGCACCUGCACACUGUUUGAGGCGAUGCGCAAACACGGGGUAUACAAGCUAGUGUACAGUUCGUCGUGCACCGUGUACGGGGAGCCAGAGAAACUGCCCUUAGACGAAGGGCACCCCACCGGGCAGGGCAUCGCAAGCCCUUACGGCCGGUCCAAGUUCUUCUGUGAAGAGAUCAUGAAGGAUCUGUGCAGGAGCGAUCAGAAAUGGAUGGUGAUAUCGCUCCGAUACUUCAACCCGGUGGGUGCGCACCGCAGCGGACGCAUCGGGGAAGACCCUGCCGGUCUACCCAACAAUCUCAUGCCGUUUAUAGCACAGGUAGCGGUAGGCCGUCUAAAAGAACUGAUGGUUUUCGGUAACGACUACCCCACAGCCGACGGCACGGGAGUGAGGGACUACAUACACGUGCAGGAUCUCGCUGAUGGACACGUCAAAGCGAUCAAGCUAUUCCAACAACCGGGCUUUAGCGGCUUCCAUGCGGUUAACUUAGGUACAGGCACUGGCUACUCUGUCCUCCAAAUGGUGAAAGCAUUCGAAAAGGCUAGUGGGCGGAAAAUUCCAUACAAAAUAGUAGGCCGUCGAGCGGGUGAUAUCGCGGCGAACUACGCAGACGUCUCGCUCUCGCACCGCCUUCUAGGCUGGCGAGCGACAAGGACGCUAGAUGACAUGUGCCAAGACACGUGGCGAUGGCAAAGUGCUAAUCCUGAGGGGUUCCAGAAAAGUUAAUGACUGAUAAUGGAAGGCAUUUGAUUGUAAGUUUUUAUGGUUUUAUAAAUAAAACAUGUUAAGUUUUCGUUAAAUUCUACCUGAUACCAUGGACGUAUAUUAGAAGUAAAUGGAAUAUACCAAACCGAACCGAAAAGAGCAUAAUAUUAAAGCAAGACCAUCAUAUAAAAUUUCUAAAUGCUAUUUAGAAAUUGUAACGUAUUAAUAAGCUUUAUUUAUACGACCCUUUUUACGAUACGUUUAUCUGUACGUCUAACUGUGUAAAAUUAUAAAAAAAAUGCCAACUUGUUUAGUUAAUAACUGGCAACUCUGUUGCAAAUUAGCACAUGAUAGGUUUUUUUACCAAAUAGCCUUGUUACCAAAAUUCUAGUGUUAAAAAAAAGUUAUAUUUACAAAGUAGUUGCAAAAAAAAUUGUUAACCUACUAGUUUUAAUACUGUAUUUUAUUUUUCAAAGGGUAACAUAUCAAUGGUGUACUGGCAAAAUGCCCUUUCUCAAAAUUCUGAUGAUUUCAUACUGUUUCAUAUUCCGCAGUGCAACAAAAAUUUGAAAGCUCGAACACUAGCCUCCACCUGCACUGGCAGGCGUCUACAAUCACUAUUUAGCUGAAGGAAACAAAUUUUUUCCUUCAUCCUGUAAGGUUGUUGAAAUCGAGAUAGUACUGGUUGCCAGUUCCCAGUCGGUAUUUAAAACUGUGUUGCAUUUUAUUAAGAAACGACAAAAAUUUGUUUUGUCAAAGUACUAUUUUUGACUGUAUUUAUCUUAUUAGUCGCUUUUGAGUUUUAAUAAUUGUAUUAUGUUAAAUAUCACGAAAAUUAAAAAAAUCGCAUUUAAUUUUACAUAUUUUACAGCAUGAAGGGUUAUGAACUUUCCACAAUACAAUCGAAUGAAAAGCUACUUUUAUUGUUCCUAUUAUAUUUGUGUUGCCAUAUUAUUUUUAUAUUUUACUGUGUACUAAGUAUUUUAGUAAUAUUAUACACGACCAAAGCAAUUUCCAAAAAGUAGUUUAGUGACAUUCAGUGAUUGCUUUAUUUUGUUAGUUAUUCACUGUAAGUUUAUCAACUGUUGAAUUUUAAAUUAUUGUCGUUGAACGAUCUCGGUUGAUAUAAUUACAUCUGACAUCAUAUUGAGAAGUUUAAAGUUUUUCACAAUAUUUCAGACACUGGGGUGUCCUCUACAGAGUUAAAAACGCACUCCUAAGAUAAUUAUUUAUUAAAGGCUAUUGAAGCAAGUCUAGUAGACGGGUGGACUAAUAAUAAUUUUAUUGUAUUCCUACAAUGUUGCCAUUCCAAAAAAUGCAUUUUAUUACCAAAAAAUUCCAAAUAUUUUUUAUUUUAGGUUUCUAAAAUAUAAUUAAAGGUAUUCUAUUAUUUAUGUGGUGCUAUUUAUUUUUAUAAAUUUAAUAGAAAACAAUUCGAAUAUGUAUAUUGUAAGUUGUAUAUUGCAAAUUGUUACGGUGAUAGAAAUAAACAUCGUUUAUUUAUA